Molecule: messenger RNA, 561 nt
Organism: Entamoeba invadens IP1
Lineage: Eukaryota; Evosea; Mastigamoebida; Endamoebidae
Product: actin, putative
Exons: 1
Coding region: 1-561 (186 amino acids)
Source: RefSeq, a predicted model, not a curated record
AUGAAGAUCUUGACUGAAAGAGGUUACUCAUUCACCACAACUGCUGAAAGAAAAAUUGUCAGAGACAUUAAAGAAAUACUCUGUUACUUUGCUCUUGACUUCAACGAAGAAAUGCAAAAGGCUGCCUCAUCAUCAGAACUCGAGAAGUCGUACGAACUUCCAGAUGGUCAAGUCAUCACCAUUGGCAAUGAGAGAUUCAGAUGCCCAGAAACACUCUUCCAGCCAUCAUUCCUUGGUAUGGAAGCAUCAGGUAUCCACGAGACUACUUACAACUCAAUCAUGAAGUGCGAUGUCGAUAUCAGAAAGGACUUGUACGGAAACAUCGUCUUGUCUGGUGGAACCUCUAUGUACCCAUGCAUCAAUGACAGACUUGAGAAGGAGAUGGUUGCUCUUGCACCACCAACAAUGAAGAUCAAGGUCAUUGCACCACCAGAGAGAAAGUACUCUGUCUGGAUUGGAGGCUCAAUUCUUGCUUCAUUGUCCACUUUCCAGAACAUGUGGAUCACCAAGAAAGAGUACGACGGGUCUGGACCAGCCAUCGUCCACAGAAAGUGCUUCUAA